AUGUGGUCCUUACUUUCAAAUGUCUCUGAAAAACGUGUCUGCAUUGGAAACACGAAACGGCAGAGGCAAGGGAUGAUGCUGCAAGUGCGAGUUGAUAUGAUAGGUCGAAUUGGAACAGUCAGAUUGAAAGACAGAACGAGCAGCCGAGGUCUGGCUUGGACUUGGCUUCGGGGUCUUUUGCCUGCCGCCGGAGCGAAAAGUAUGGGAUAUUACGCUAUGGGCAUAACACGGUCCAAGGGUGAUCAAAAGUCAAUCAAGGACAGGGACAAGGCAAGAAGAGGUCACGUUUGA
Messenger RNA from Fusarium venenatum, 291 nucleotides. The record is from RefSeq and is a predicted model, not a curated record. NCBI's taxonomy places the organism in Eukaryota, Fungi, Ascomycota, Sordariomycetes, Hypocreales, Nectriaceae.